This is a messenger RNA of Daucus carota subsp. sativus, 3582 nucleotides long. RefSeq lists its product as uncharacterized. Bases 1116 to 3569 code for a protein of 817 amino acids. The transcript is spliced from 2 exons. The record is from RefSeq and is a predicted model, not a curated record. NCBI's taxonomy places the organism in Eukaryota, Viridiplantae, Streptophyta, Magnoliopsida, Apiales, Apiaceae.
UUUAAGUUAAUUCAUCUUUUUGAAUUAAAGUUAAAGUCAUAAGUAUUUAUAUUUAAUUAAAGUUGAAAUUUACAAAAUAUUUGUGUAAUUUAUAGUAUUGUUUUUAUUAUAGAUUUUUGAUUUUAAUUGCAAAAAGUUUUAUCUUUUAAGUUAAUCAAAAAUCAUAUUAUUAUUAUUUGUUUCGUUAGACAAUUGAUUUGUCUACUGAUUAGCUCGGCAAGACAAUUAGAUUGUCUUGCUGAACCGGUUUUUCUGUUAUGUUUCAAACAACUCGGCAAGACAAUUGGAUUGUCUUACCGAGCAUGCAUUGUUACUGCCUGAUUGUAUCAGUAAGACAAUUGAAAUUGUCUUACUGACACUUGUUUUGUCUGCUUCGUUAAAAUCUCGGCAAGACAAUCUCAAAUUGUCUUACCGAGACUUAAACUCGCGUUUGUCUUACUGUUGUGUAUAUAAAUCGCUAUUAGACAAUCAAGCAAGACAAUUUACAUUGUCUUGCCCAAAGCUUCAUCUUCUCCAACUCGUAUACAUAUAUAUAUAUACACGAUCGGUCUAGGUUUUCAAGUUUCGCCACGAAAACUUGCUGUUUUACGGUUCUUCAAGCUCUUGCUUGCUGGUUUCGAUUAAAUCUCUGGAUUUAAGUCGAAACUCUGCCGAUUUUUCACGAAAAUUAAACCCGUUUUUGGUUGUGAUUAGCUUGGGUUUUUGGCUGUUUUCGAAGCUUGGAUUGGAUUGAUUAUCUGCGUGUGCCAUCAGUACUGUAGUUUUUGCCGAUUUGCUUGUGUUUGAAUUUAGGGUUCUUGGUUUUUGAAUUUGGGGGUUUUUGCAUUAAGGCUGUGUUUGGUUUGGAGAUAGUGGAAGUUGGGUGUUUGAUAUUAAGGGCGCGUUUGGCUAAUCUGAAUUAUUUGGGACUUUAGGCCGUGUUUGGAAUUCUAGCUUGUGGAGUUUAAUUGUUGAGUGCCAUUUAAGUUAAUUAAAUUUUAAUUCGAUAAUAUUUUAAUAUUUCGAAUUAUUAAUUAAUUAAUCACUUUUAAUUAUUAGUUGAAAUUUGCGAGACAUUUGAGAAUUCACAUUUAAUUUGAAAAGUUCUCGCUUAAUUCAAUUUUUAAUUAUUAAAAAUGGCCGGAGAAUUCGUGGUUGCUGAGACUAAUUACCUUGCUAGCCUUAACCCUGAUGACUGCUCCGAUAGAUUCCGUACUUGGGUCAGAUUUCUUUCGAGACAAAGUUUAGUCAGUACUGCACUCACUACAGAUAUAGAAGUCAAGCUGCAACCCUUGUUUGACUUCUACUCAAAUGCUGUCAACUCUACGAUCCUGGAGAACUACAAGAUAAUAGGGGAUCUACCUAACCGGAAGAGGAUUGUCAUCACUGUUGAUGAUGUCAACAGGAUCCUAGGUUUCCCAAGGGACAAUUUUGAGCCAGAUCCAACUGAUGACGAGCUAAGACAAUUCUUUCAAGAUAUUCACUAUCAAGGGCAGAUUUUUCUCCCGAAGAUGUCAAAAGGAAAUCUGAAAGCUGAAUGGGAUGUAUUCUUUGACACCCUUGCCAAGGUGUUUGCUCCCACUAAUCGAAAGAAUUUUGGCAAUAUAUCUUCGAUGCUGCAGAUCUUUGGAUUCAGCAUAGCUUAUAACCGUCGGAUCAACUUUGGGAAGAUAUUGCUAAGGGAAAUUAUCAGAAAGAUGGGGUCUGUUACACAGAGAUCAAUUCAGAGGAAUGAGAAAGUUGAAUGCUUCUACCCCAGAUUCCUGAUGUUGUUUAUGAAUGAUAAGAUGAAUGAUGAUGAUAGGCACAUGUACGUCGAUUCUCCUGUUGUUCCUAUUCAGAGGACUUGUGCCAAGAUCCAAACUAGGCUGGUCAACAAGAAAAAGCAUGACAAUGUACCACUGGUGGUGACUCCAUUCAUGCUCGAGCAAUUCAGUGUUCCUUUUCAGCCUGUACAAGUUCCAGAACCACUACAACAACAACAAUAUCAACCACAACAACAACAACAAGCUCAACCACAAGAACAACCGCAACAACAAUCACCUCCACACAACCCUCAACCACUUCAACUCCUACAAGACUAUCAGUCGUCCAGCCAAUCCUCACAUUACUCUCCCUACAACCCUCCUUACAAUUCACCACAUCAAUCACCUCACCAAACAUCAUACCACUCUCCUCAACAAUCUCAACACCAAUCCCCUCCACAUUAUAACUUCUUCCCAGACCAACAAGCCUCCAUCCUUCCAUCUCAAUCUGAACCAAUACCUUCACCUACACAUCCACAUACCAUUCCUCCACCACAAUCCACCUCUCAGCCUCUGCCUGCUGAUUCUGCUAUCAAUCCAGAGCUACAGGACUUCAGGACAGAUUUACAGGUAGCUCAGGUACUUUCUAAUCUCACUGAUACCUUUAAUAUUGAUAUUGCAGAUUUUGAUUGUGAUAUUGGAUUUGAUUUCCAGACUCCCAGCAUUGAACCUGUAAACACCCAGGUUCAUAACCAAGCUGACGUUUUCAUUUCAACAACUGAUUCUUCGUCAAACACAUCAACCAACACUACUCAAACACCAGUUGUUCGAAAGGUAGCCCGGAAACGGAGUGGUAGUGCAAUUCUGAGAGAACCCGCAGCUCUGUCUCAUAAGAAGAAAAGGGUGGCAGAACCGGAGACAACUGCAGCCACAUCCAUUUCCUCCCAAAAGGAUUUGGACACUGACAUGGCUAUACUUGGCAACCUGCAAGUACAUCAGCCUUCACAGGCAUCUGAAGGACAAUUUGUUCCUUCACAACCUACAGUUCCAUCUUAUGGUACUAUGGUUGUCUAUACAGGUACUGGUGACGGUGUGACAAACACGAGUGAAAUCAGGCAAACACCGAGCGAAACACAUGCACGAGAGGAUAGUGAUAAAUCUUUGAGUGUUCGUGAGGUGAGUGCACACACCAACACUGAUCUGUUACAGGAACAAUUGGCUGCUCUGAAAGCUGAGAUUUCAAGGUUGAAUGCUGAGAAUGCCAGAUUCAGAAGUGGAGAGUUGGUGACUCUACAGGAAAAGGUUGUUGAUCCUUCAUAUUCUUCUCUCAAACAGGAAUUAGAUGCUCAUGUCAAGGGUAUUCACUCUAGGAUGGACAAGUUUGAUCAAUCUCAGGAGCUCUGUCUGACAAAGCUUGGAAACUUGGAGCAAACUCUGGCUCAAGUUGUUCAUCACUUAAAGCUUAAUCCGUCAACAGCUCAGUCUACUCCAGAGGAUCCCUCAACUAAGGGGGAGAAGGAUAAGGAAGAUAAGGACAAAGAUGAUCACAGCAAUGCUGAUGCUGGUGAUAGGAGUAAUAAGGAUGAUGCUGACAGGAGUGACAAGGGUGGAGAAAGAGCAAGUGGCACAAUUAUGAUGAUUAUCCCAAAGACAUGGAUGAUGAUGACGUAUUCGAUGCUACCUAUCGUCAGGCUGAAGAAGAAGGUAAAUUUGAUGAAAGCUAUUUGUUUCAGGAAGAACCUGUUGAUCCUGAACACGAGGAGAAUGUCAGGAAGUUCAAAGCAGAAAAUGAAGCGAGGAAGCGUAAGCUUCGUGAUUAUCAGAAACUUCUGGAAGACAAGUUGAUCACAGAGGAACA